This is a messenger RNA of Sphaeramia orbicularis (orbiculate cardinalfish), 4550 nucleotides long. RefSeq names its product Rho guanine nucleotide exchange factor 15b (gene arhgef15b). Bases 445 to 3576 code for a protein of 1043 amino acids. Gene Ontology annotation, biological process: activation of GTPase activity. Lineage: Eukaryota; Metazoa; Chordata; Actinopteri; Kurtiformes; Apogonidae. The transcript is spliced from 16 exons. The record is from RefSeq and is a predicted model, not a curated record. Gene Ontology annotation, molecular function: guanyl-nucleotide exchange factor activity; protein binding.
CCUCCCGUCUUCUCUCCUCUCACAAGCCGCUGGUAACAAAGAACACAACAACAGGGGGAUGAUGGGCGCACACAGCUCCGUCCUAUCACAGAAACAAUAAGAAACUCAACCGGCGGCGUACGUUGUGGAUUCUAUCUGAGGCUCAGUUUAUUUUUUUUUACGAUAGUUUUAAUCUUGUUUCGUCUUCGUGGGUCGAUUUAAAAGUUAAUGUUAAAACACCAGUUCAGCGUUUGGAACCUGAAGCUUUUUUUUUAUUUCUUCAUUUUUUGGUCUAAGCUGACGAUGCUGGACUGAAAAAGUAAAACCGAAACAACUGAGAGAAACGUCUGAAAAACACAGGGGAAGAUGACAUGUUUACACUGACCUUUGCUCUUAAAGCCUGACCACCGAUUGGUCAGCGCAAGGAUUAAAACACAUCAUAGUUGAGGACCUGCCAUUGCCGCCAUGUCUGUUCAGGAAGUAUCUCAACGGCCCACGUCGCCUUCAUCAGUCAAAUCCGAAUGCAAACUCAAACCAGAGAUCCCCCCGAAGCCGUCACACCAACCAGGCUCCCCUCCUUUGGGGGAGAGAGGCAGCACUUUGAGGCUCUCUGGAGGGAAGGUCAAGAGUAUUGUGAACAAGUUUAGCAAACAGGAGGCUGGAAAGAAUACAAAUGAGGAACAACCAGCCAACGGUACCACAAAACACACCUCAAAUAAACGGUUCAAAAGGCCACCCACGAUAAAGCCCAAACCAGGCCGCUUCAGUCUGCAGCUCCAGCUUCAGACGGGGGGAGAACAAGCACCUCCGCUGCCCAUGAAGAGGAGUCGGAUGCUGCAGAAGCAGAGGGAGACCCUUGCGGGAGAGGACGGAGACAGCAUCACUGUGGAAGGAGGUCGAUCAGCACCUGAUGGAAAAGAGGUGGACAUCCAGCUGAUUGGAGGAGGAGAAGCAGAGGCGGAGCACAGCCCGGACACGCCCCUCAGCCCAUGUUGCGACCCCGCCUGCAGCUGUGUGUGUCACCUCCAACGACCUGGCAUGAAGCUGAUCUGGGUCCCUGUGGACGCCGAGGAGGAGGAGGACAGUCCAGAUGAGGAUGAGAGCGAUGUGGGGGAGGACAAAGGGGAGGACUGGGAGGAGGAGGAUGUGGAGGUGGAGAGGGGAGGGGAAGGGGAGAGUGAGGCCGGGGACGAAACAGACAGGACGUCAGUGAUGGAUGACACUGAGACGCUGAAACAAGAGAAAGCAAAGUUCCACCACUCGUUGGAUGUUCUGAUUGCUGAGGGUCACAGGAGGAGGUCGGACCCGGGGCCUCACUCUGUCCUCUCGUCCCUCUCUGCCGCUCGCUCCCAGUCUCCGCCCAUUCCACCAAAGCGCACUCAGUCACCGCCAAGUCACAUGAAACCCACACAAGACGAAGAAGAAAACAUCUAUGAGGCCACUCUUCCAGUGAUUGACCCCACUCCAAAGAGGAGCACGUCUGAGUGUAAGGAACUGGACAUACCUUUAAUCAGAGUCAAGAAGCCCCCCCGCCGCUCUAAACUGUCCUACAGCACUUCAGACCCUACGUCAGAGUUCCAGACCGAUGCGGGUUUGUCCCUAAGCCCAGAGGACGUCCCACCUGCCAUCCCACCCCGCGUCCCCUUGAACCCGGACAGCCGCAACCUGACGCCAGUGCACCGAGCCGGCAUCCCCCUCCCUCAGCCCACCAUGGACGAGUGGCGCUGCCUUCGGCCCCCGUCCCCCAGCAGCUCCACAGCCAGCGGCCUAAGUCCCCAGCGAACCAUCACUCCACCUCCCAACAGCCCCCAGCCUCUCAGGCCCCCUCCUCCACCGCCAAAGACAGACCCCCGGAGGCUCAGCAGCGCCUCCCUACAGUCCCUCACACAGAAAAAAGAAGAAGAGGAGAAUGGAAGGAACGAAGACGAGAAAGAAGACACAGUAGACGAACCACGCCCAGUCAGGAGUGGGUCUUUGAAGAGAGAGUCUUCGAUCGAGUGGGAGUCCCGGCUGCAGGAUGAGCCUCUGUACCAAACGUACCGGGCCACCGUCAUCACCAAGGAGAUCCGGCGGCAGACAGUUUGCCGUAACAUCAGCAAGACCAGUGUUGACUUCUCCAUGGACUGGACCGCCCGCCGCUCUGGUGGUGGGACACCGAGCGUUACCGGGACCGGAAAUGGGACGAAUAGGAGCAGCCCAGUGCCCACGCCGGGCCAGAGCACCCUGUGGCAGGACCUCCAGGUCAUCCGGGACAGCAGAGUACUGGAGAACCUCAGUCCCGAACAGUGCAAGUACCAGGAGAGCAUGUUUGAGGUCCUCACGUCGGAGACCUCUUACCUUCGAUCUCUGCGAGUUCUGACCGAACAUUUCCUGGACAGUCGGGAUCUGGUGGAGACGCUGAUCAUCAGGGACAAGAAGACUCUGUUCUCCAACAUCCUGAGAGUCCGCGAGGUCAGCGAGAGGUUCUUAAUGGACCUGGAGGACCGCAUAUUUGAGAACCUGGUCUUCUCAGACAUCUGUGACAUAAUCCACUACCACGCCCAACAUAAUUUCCCUGCAUACAUCGACUACGUCCGCAACCAGAUCUACCAGGAGAAAACCUACACAUCGCUCAUGAAGAACAAUGUGCAGUUUGCCACAGUCAUUGCUCGUCUGCAGGAGUCUCCUCAGUGUCAGCGGCUGCCCUUCAUGUCCUUCUUGCUGCUGCCGUUUCAAAGAAUAACACGAAUCAAGAUGCUCAUCGAGAACAUCCUGAAGAGGACAAAGGAGGGGACAAAAGAGGAGCAGACGGCCUCCAAGGCUUUGGCCUCUGUGUCGAAGAUCAUCGACGAGUGCAACACACAGGUGGGGAAGAUGAGGCAAAUGGAGGAGCUCAUUCAUGUCUCUCAGACACUGGAGUUUGACAAACUCAAGGCCAUUCCCAUCAUUUCCCAGACGCGUUAUCUAGAGAAGAAGGGCGAGCUCCAGGAAAUGUCCAAAGGAGGAACUCUGUUUAACAUGAGGGCAAAGUUCACCCCCGUAAACCUCUUCCUCUUCAACGACCUUCUUGUCAUUGCUGCCAAGAAGGGGGCAGAGCGUUUCGUGGUACUCGACCAUGCUCAUCGUUCUCUGGUGCAGGUGCAGGCGGUGGAUGAAGGUGGUGCCAGCGGCGGUCCAUACGAGCACUGCUUUAACCUCACCCUGCUGGAAAACCACCAGGGACGCAUGAUGGAGCGACUGAUCAAAGCUCCGUCUCAGUCUGACAUGCACAGGUGGAUGGCGGCAUUCCCCAACCCGACCAACCCUGAUAGAGAUGAAGACGAAGUGAUUUACGAGGACUGGGACUGUCCUCAGGUGCAGUGUGUGGAGCAGUACUUGGCUCAGCAGGCAGACGAACUCACCCUGGAGCCCACUGAUAUCAUCAAUGUCAUCCGCAAAACCAAUGAGGGCUGGUACGAGGGGAUCCGCCUCCAUGACGGACAGAAGGGCUGGUUCCCCAUCUGCAACGUCAUAGAGAUCACCAAUGAGCACGUGCGGAGGAGAAACCUACGGGAACGCUACAGGGUUAUGCAAGCGGCGAGCGUUGUCGCCAACAGCAAAAGCCGUACUCUUAAUUAGAAUCAAUGGUGUUUACAUGUAAAAACUACUAAACUGAGUCAAACACUGCCUAAAGAAACACUGGACGGGGCUCAUUCUGGGUGUUGGUUUCUAUAAAGAAGGAAAUGAAAGACAAAAGGAGAAGGAUGACGAUCGUGAGGGCCAUCAUAAAAGACUUGGUCGUUCUACACCAUAGGUAAACCACUGGAAUGUGUGACACGCUGUCAGUGAACAUGACAUGAAUCUUUAACUACCUGUGCUGCAACAUACCUGGUUUGCAUGCAUGUGUUUACUAAAAGAGGAAAGCACUCUGCAGCUGAAAACUGUUAUCCUGCAUGGCUCCACUGCCGCAAACCUGCCAAUCUGAAAUGAAAUACCACUUGUUCCAGUCAACACAGGACCUGACUAUAAAAAUGUCAGACGUGUCAGAGAAAAGACCUGGGUGUUCCCAUGUACAGCCUCUUCUGAUGCGUUAAAUCUCAUUCCUUCACGCACAGAAACCUGAUAUGUGUUAUUAAAGCAACAACAAUAGAUACAACUCCUUUUGUGAAAGAAGAAAAAUCACACUUUGACUGAAAGAUUGGGCAGUGUUACCAUUUAUGGAGGAAGUGCCUUUAAAUGAACUGAAAAAUGAGGUAACACUUGACCCAGAUCCCAUCGAUCAACUUUCUGAACAUGCAUGUCGGUGUCUAAGCUCCUCUGUAAUUGACUACCUUGAUAGCUCGUGUCAUUAGUCAGUGUAGAACCGCUCCCCCUGCAGGUUAAAGUCAAUGUGUGUAAAUGUAAAUACACUGUAAAUAAGGAGUUUUCGAACAGUAGUGAUGUUUUUAAUUAAAAUUUUGUGUUGUUUUAGGUGUUUGUUUUAAAGAGACUCAAAUGUGAAUCAUUUUUAAUGAAAACUUACAGUAAAAAAAAUACAAGGUGCAAUAUUCAAAGGCAAACAUGUAAAAUACUUUGUUUUUCAAUGGGAAAUAAAGUCUCUCUUAGAAAAUAUG